UAUCCUCAAUUUGAAUCAAUAUGGCGAACGAGGCUGUGUGAGUGUUUUCUCAUGGAAAUAAACGAAAUCGAAAGCGUUUUAACAUUGUCUAAGUUUAUGUUGAUAAAAUAUUUUCUUUAAAAUGAAAAAUUCCUCUGUGUUUGCUUCUUCCAUCAAAGAUAUUACUUUAGUUAAAGAAGAAUCUCAGAGCCAAACAUUCAAUAACCACGAGCCUGAAAAUAAAAGUUAUCAUAGUGCUGUCGAGUUAGAAACAUUAGCUGCUGAGAAUCCUACUUGUUCUUCAAAAGUUGAAAGUUAUGUUUCUGAUAUAAACGAAGAAUUUAGAAAUAUUAACAAUAGUGCAACAUCCCCAAUGACAUUAAAACAAUCUUUUCAAGUUGUAUCAACAAACGAAAAUCUUACUACUUUAACAGAUUUAGAUGGCGCUGUUUAUGUUUUAUUAAGAAGUGAUGGUUGUUCUGUUAAUAACUCUAACUCUGAACAUUUAAUAAACAUAGACCCUUCUGAAGAAAUUAAAGGUAGUCUUAAUGUAAAUAGUCCUUCUACAUUAGAUAUCAUAAAUUCAGACGGUGUCCCAUUAAGUUUAACUGUUAGUGAAUUACUAUCAUCAAUAAAUACGACUAAAUCUAGCAAUGCUCUAAAUCAUCAAAGAAAUAGUACUUAUGUAUCUGCUUAUAGCAGAUCAAACAUGCUAAAUUUAUCAUCUUCAAUUUUAUCAACUGCAGAAGUUGAUGUUAAUCUAAAUAAGGGAGAUAAAUGCAGACAAGUUCAUUUAAAUGUGAAGAAUGAAAUUUUUGUAAAUAAGUUGCCUAAAUGGGCUGAACUAUUGCAAGACUGUAAACUUAUUGGAGAUAUGUAUACAGGCUAUGUUCUCAAUGAACAUGAAAUGGAUAAUGUAGUUAACAUGUACAAAAAAGAGACUCAAACUCUAUUUUCAGUUCGACAAACUCCACCUCCUCCUAAAACAGAAACUAAUGAUACAAUAAGGUUGAUGUGGAAAUCUCAUUAUGUUCCAUUUGAUGGAAUACCAUUUGUAAAUAUUGGUCGCAGAGCAACUGUUUAUGAAUGUGAACAUGGUCCUAGAAAAAGAACUAGUAUAGUUAAGCGAAUUGUGCAAAUGCAUGAUCAAAAUAAUUCAACCAAGAAAAUUCCAACUUUUACAUGUCCUGCGAGAUUGUUUGUAAAAAAAGUUAGAAAAUUCCCACAGUUUAAAGUUCCAGUUGAUUCUGAUCCUAAGCUGUUACGUCAGCUGCAAGAGCAUUCUUUAAGGCAUGUACGCCAAUCUGGAUUUGAAAGUGGAGAGACAAGAUUAUAUAUGCACUUGCCUCUUACAACAAGUCAUAGAUAUCAUCAUAUUGGAAAUGCAGUUGAUACCUACCAACUGAGUAUGCAACAAGAAAAUGGUUUAGAAUCUUUAUCAGUUGAUAGGCGUGUUUUAGAAAUGUUGCAAAUACUGGUUAGGCAAGGAUUUAAAAACCCUUUUGUUGUGAGAUCAGCAUUAAAAGACUUUGUUGAAAAUAAAAUGAAGCUUGAGUCUUCAGAAAACCAACCAGAACACCAUGAUAAAUCAUUUUAUCCACCAAUGAUUGAAAUUCAAAAUCUGAUUCAACAAACUGAUAUAGCUUUACAAUCUGGUUUAUUGUCUUACCUUCAACCGCCAACCGGUUCACUCAUAACUCCGAGUCGUAACAAAAAAAGAAGCAAUCUAUCUAAUGAAUCAUCAUUCAAAAAAGUAAAAGUAGAAAGAGAUUCUGAUAAUUGUAAAGCUGAAACUAAAGCUUCAAUUACUGGAACAUCUGAAACACUAUCUUUAACAUUGACUGAUAACCAGCUAGAAAACUUUUCAGUUGCUAACCUUUCUUAUGAGCAACUUGCACAACUAGCUAAAAUCGGUCUUUUAGUACUAAAUAAUGCUGCAAAAGAAUCUCAUUAUGUUGAAUCUUCCGAAUGCAAUGAUGUUUUAGAAAGUUCAAAUUUAAGAGAUGACUCCGAAGUUACCAAAGUAAAGUGAAUAUACAUUCGUUUAUACUUUCCUUUAUACUGAGAAGCUUUUUUACGUAUCACCCUACAACGUUA
Hydra vulgaris (swiftwater hydra) is the source of this 2076-nucleotide messenger RNA. Its product is annotated as calcium-responsive transcription factor. Gene Ontology annotation, biological process: regulation of transcription by RNA polymerase II. Gene Ontology annotation, molecular function: RNA polymerase II cis-regulatory region sequence-specific DNA binding; DNA-binding transcription factor activity, RNA polymerase II-specific. The record is from RefSeq and is a predicted model, not a curated record. Gene Ontology annotation, cellular component: nucleus. Lineage: Eukaryota; Metazoa; Cnidaria; Hydrozoa; Anthoathecata; Hydridae.